Didymodactylos carnosus is the source of this 2631-nucleotide messenger RNA. The record is from the annotation of a GenBank genome assembly. Lineage: Eukaryota; Metazoa; Rotifera; Eurotatoria; Philodinida; Philodinidae.
CUUGCGCAAUUACUUAGACUAUAUGCUUGUGCAAUAACCUUAACACUGAUCUUCUCUCUUAUGGCACGACUCUAGUGAGUGGUAUAACAAUAGUUUAUUAGGAACAUGUUUCUUCUUCAUUAUGAAACUAGCUAAUUAAUCUACACAUAAUGAUGAUGAUAGUUUUCUCUGCGAGACUAAUCAUCCCAAGCAAACAUCAUCUAGGGAAAAAUUUAGAUACAUUUUGUCUGUAAUCUGGCGAUGCACGACUAGUUGUCAUCUAGAUUACUAGUUGGAAAAGGGGCUGUUAAUCAGGUGUGUCUGCAUGCGCAACUAGCAAUAGUUAAAUGGAUCGAAACUGGUAGUUGCAUUAAGGAGAAAUCUGGCAUUGUCCGACUACUAGAUUUCUACUGUAGUUACAAAAUAAUUGCAAUCAAGUAAAAAUCUAGUAAUCUAGAUUAAUCCGGCGAUGACGGCUUUUUUACUGAUGCCUGGGAUCUUGUAACAAAAAUACGAAAUAGAUAUAGUUCCUAUGAUAACGUUCUUCCACUGUAUGCAAAAAAGUUGAAAAAUAUUGAUGAACGGAUUUUGUGUAAGAAAUUAUUAUCUAUCCGUCCACAUCAUAUUGUAGAACAACUUUCUCACUUAUAGUAGACAGAAAAACGGCUCCUGGAAGUUUCAACAGAUUGUUUUCCGUGUAUCUUACAUGCAAUGAUCAAAACUAAUUCAAUAAAUUUUUUUUCAGAAAACGACUUUUUCUUUUUAUGUAAUUUUUUACCAGUUAGUUAUGGAAAAAUGACCUCACCUUGCCAGAAUAAUGCUUGGAAUGUGCUCAAAGUUAUCUGCAAGGUGAGCUAACGUUUAAUUAGGAAACUGAACAUUCACUGUUGAGCGAAAUUUACUUUACUUUGCACUUACCGUUUUGGUAACGUUGAUUGGAAUUACCUCAAUGUACUCUAUUCAGCAUUAAGCUGUAGCAUCAAAUGUUUUAAGAUAACUGAUCUUCUUUUGCAGUUCAUGUCGUAUUAGUGUAUAACACAAUGAAUUUACAUCGGCAUUAAAUCACACUGAUAAACAUACUUAAUUUUUGAAUAAUAGAGACAGAUAUACAACUACUGAGAUAGGUUGCUACUAUCAACUUUAGCUUCUUUGAAUCAAUCAUGAAUCAUAACCCUAAAUAAACGAUUAUUUUUAAAUGACGAUAGAAAUGAUCGAUAAAAUCUUCAAGUUUAAUGACUGUUCAACUCUUUGAAGAUAUGAGCGACUAGUUGUUCUGAUACAUUGACAUUUCCACUGGAAAAGAGCCAGGGUACUGUUCACAGAAAAGUCGGUUUGUGGAAGAAUUGUGCCAUCUGCGUUAUUACUUUGCAUCGUGUAAUUCAAUCAAAAUGUACACUUUUUCAAAUUUUCUUUUUUUAGUCAAGCAAAACAUUUCCUUAUAAGGAAUAAAAAGAGAAUGAAUAAGCCUCUUUCAUUCAUUUUUUCUUUCUAUUGCUGCAUUUUUUUUGAUACAUUACCAUACAAUUAGGAAAUUUUAUGUGGCUAAGACAGUAUAUAUACAGGGCGAACGAGAAAGUGUGUGCUAAGAUAAAUACAAAUUACGUGUCAAAUAUUUCGUAACAGAUAAGAGCAUCUCCUUUCGUUCUUUCUUCAGGUAACAAUUCAUUGCUCAAUCAACGGAAAAUAGGACAAAAGAAAAGGUGAUUCAUUUUUUAUGCUAGCGAUGCUAAUUCUGAAAGACAAGAAGAAUGAAAGAUACAUUUUCUGUUCUUUUCCGCAGAUUCAGCUAUGCACACAAUGACUGAACAACAAAAACAAUUUCCACCGACAGCUCAACACUCGUAUGGAUAUGUGCUCGAUCAAGUCAAUUCUUCGACGAAUACGAAUACUGUGAUAUCGACAAACCGAAAACGACCAUCAUCGGCAUCAAACGAAAUAUCGACUGAGGCAAAAACAAAGCGUAAAAAACACAAUCGACAAUUUAGUGAAGUUCGAUCUAUGACAGAUGUUCGUAAAUACACAUUUUCCCAUUGGGCAUUGAAACAGCCAUCAAAAACACACAUGAUCGCGAGCGGUUUUUUCGGCUGCAAUGUUGGUGAUCGAGUAAUUUGCAUAUAUUGUAAUUUGAUCUGUCAGCAAUGGAUUCUUACCGAUGAUCCAAGUGAAGUACAUCGAGUAUUAUCACCUGAUUGCUGUUUUGUUCAGUCCUAUAUUGUCUCAUCAACAGCGAUCACUCCUUUAGUCCUCAACGAAACAUCCAAUGUCUUCAAUAGUACUGAGAUUGUUUCUACUCAGGCAUGUAAUCAAAUGUUUGCUGAAGUACCAAAGCGGCAUGCAUCAUUUGCCAAAUGGCCCAAAGACGAGUCAGUACCACCAGUAGACCACAUGGUCAAAGCCGGCUUUUUCUACGUGGGCACACGAACAAUUGUAUCAUGUUUUUACUGCAACGGAUCACUACAAAACUGGACAGCCACGGACAAUCCAAUAAUUGAACAUGCUCGAUGGUUUCCUCACUGUGCAUACAUUAAACAAUUGUGCGACGAUGAAUUGUUUCAGAAAAUUCAACUAUCAAAACGAGCUCAAAAACAACUAGAGAGCCCGUCCAAUGGUCAAGUACCGAUAUCGGAUGAGAAUAGAUUAUCACAUAGAUGA